AUGCGUCUCUUGUCGAAGGUCUGCGUUCCCGCGCUUGCGGUGGUCGGGUCAUUGGUUACGUCUAGACAUGCAGAGGACCAAUGUCGAUGCACAAUUCGUGAAUCUUGUUGGCCCUCUUCAAAAACCUGGGACUCGUUGAACUCUACGGUCAACAGACAUCUGAUCCGAUACAUCCCACCAGGUGCUGUUUGUUACAAGUCCCACCCUAGCUACAGUCCUACUGCCUGUGAUAGGGUCAUUAAACAAUGGCCUGAGUCAAAGUUCCACUCUAGCGACCCUGCCAGUCUACACACCGAAUGGGCCAACGCUAGCUGCACUCCAGUCUAUAAGAACGGAACCAGCAUCUACGGCAACGUAGAAGCUGGUGAGCGAGGUUGCUCAAGUGGAGCGCUUCCCGCCUAUAUUAUCAACGCUACUACGGUAAAUCAUGUUGCUGCAGCAUUAAAGUUUGCUGGUAGACAUAAUAUACGAUUGGUCAUCAAGAACACUGGCCAUGCUGGUAACGGAAGGAAUUUGGGAAAUAGUAGUUUGUCAAUCUGGACCCAUAACCUGAAGAGUAUCGAACUACGUCAAGACUUUAACCUGACUUGCCCCAACGCCCAAGACGCCCCAAGCCCUCGUAUGGCAGCCACCGUUGGUGCCGGUGUUCAAGACGGCGAGAUGUUUGAAUUCUUGGCAGCACAGAACGCGUUGGCGGUUGGCGGUACCAGCAAUGAUGUGGGAGUUGCCGGCUGGGCCACUGGAGGCGGCCACGGGUUUGCAACAGGAAAAUAUGGUCAGGGGGCGGAUAACAUCCUCGAGGCAGAGAUUGUCACACCAGCAGGCAACGUCCUAAUUGCCAACCAGUGUCAGAACCAGGAUCUCUUUUGGGCUAUUCGCGGCGGCGGCGGAGGCACAUUUGGUGUCAUUACAAAGCUGACCGUCAAGGCCUAUCACGCGCCGAAAGUGGUCAUAGGAGGCUAUGACAUCAAAGCCAAGAACCAGACCUCGGAAGACGAGUUCUACAAGUUCAUUGCAGAUGCCCAUACGCUCUUUCCUGCGAUUCAAGACGCUGGUAUCCAUGGUUAUUAUACCGUGACAGGUCCUCCUGAAGCUGAGGUGUUGACUUUAAGUGGAUCUUUCAUGGGAUUUGGCAUUUCUAACAAGACCUAUGACGAUGCUCUUGAGCCAUUCAGAAAAAUUCUUGCAGCAUCCAGCAGUAGGAUUAAUUGGUCUUUGACAAAGAUCCCAGUUAGCACUUGGCAGGGUCUGCUCAAGGUGUUGCCCGACAUUGGGAUAGUCAGCGCAGGCUACGGCAUCAGGGCCUCUCGAUUGAUCUCACGUCAGACAAUCACAGAAAAGAGACAAGAGUUUGCAGAUGUAUACAAGAAGAUCGGCCCUACUAAGGAGGCACCAUCGAAUGGCUUGCCUAACCUCUCUAUAUCCGGCACCCUCACCAUUAGCCCCAAGCCUGUCAACAACUCUUUACAUCCUUCCUGGCGAAAUGCGACCGUCCAUCUGAUCACAGGCCAAAGCUGGACUGACGCUACAAUGGACACUGACGUCAGAAAUAUUGUUCAUGAUAUGACAUUUAGAAAACUCGCAUUGCUGAAGGAACUGGAUCUUGCGCAAGGCGCCUACUUGAAUGAGGCAAACUCGAUCGAACCUGACUGGCAGUGGUCUUUCUGGGGACCAAACUACGCACGACUUCGUGAUAUCAAGGAGAAGUAUGAUCCUAAAGGCCUCCUGUGGUGUCCUCAGUGUGUUGGUAGUGAGGACUGGGUCCAGCGACAUGAUGGUAGACUUUGCCGAGCGUUUAACCCUUGGUAA
Molecule: messenger RNA, 1809 nt
Organism: Fusarium fujikuroi IMI 58289
Lineage: Eukaryota; Fungi; Ascomycota; Sordariomycetes; Hypocreales; Nectriaceae
Product: related to isoamyl alcohol oxidase
Exons: 7
Coding region: 1-1809 (602 amino acids)
Molecular function (GO): oxidoreductase activity; FAD binding
Source: RefSeq, a predicted model, not a curated record